AUGCUAAAAAGCAGGGACAUCAGUGUCUCAUUGCUCAAAUUGGACCCGUACCUGAACGUCGACCCCGGCACGAUGUCCCCGUAUCAACAUGGCGAGGUGUUCGUUACCGCAGACGGCGGGGAGACGGACCUGGACCUGGGCCACUAUGAACGAUUCGUCGACGUCAAUCUCACCAAUCUUUCGAACGUCACCGCCGGCCAGAUCUACAGCGAUGUCAUCUACAGAGAACGCCAGGGCGCCUACCUCGGCGGCACCGUGCAGGCCGUCCCCCACCGGAACCCACUCAUACAGAGCGGAUCGUCUGCUGGCAACGAGACCGGGGCCGAGGUCAUCGUUGUAGAGGUCGGCGGCACCGUGGGCGACAUCGAAGGCCAGCCGUUCCUCGAGGCCAUCCGUCAGAUGCGAAACGAGGUCGGCAGGUCAACCACCUGCUACGUCCACGUGACCCUGUUGCCGUACCUGGGAGCGACCGGCGAACUAAAGACCAAACCCACACAGCACAGCGUUCAGACGUUGCGCGGCAUGGGGAUACAGCCCGAUGUCAUCGUCUGCAGGGCCGACUACCCCGUGAGACGCCCCGGUCCGCGACAAAAUAUCCCUUCACUGCGAUGUUCCCGUGGGCAACGUGAUCGGCCUGCCCACCCUCGACAAUGUUUAUGA
Geodia barretti is the source of this 660-nucleotide messenger RNA. The record is from the annotation of a GenBank genome assembly. Lineage: Eukaryota; Metazoa; Porifera; Demospongiae; Tetractinellida; Geodiidae.